Molecule: messenger RNA, 2748 nt
Organism: Notodromas monacha
Lineage: Eukaryota; Metazoa; Arthropoda; Ostracoda; Podocopida; Cyprididae
Source: the annotation of a GenBank genome assembly
AUGAGAAUAGUGUUCCAAUACCUUCUGAUCAUCUGCAGUAGUUACAGCAAGGUUGUCGUGGGACAAAUAAUUUUUCCCGGCGGAUCCUCGGGCUCGACGUUCGUCAGUGGAAAUAAUAAUAAUAAUAAGCCACGACCUGUUUACCAACAACAAGGCACUUCGUCGAACCCUUACGGGUCGUUUCCGCCCAAGAAACCUCCGGGUGCUGGUCUUGGCUCCAGUUUCGCCCCACAAAAAUUUCCCCAGCAAAAUGGCAAGCCGGAUGGGCUUCCUCCGACCUCGGAUGGAUGCACGGAUUUCACCGGAAGUUCCGGUGUCUGCGUCCCUAAUGUGCUUUGUGUGGAAUUUUUCGAGCAAAUCGCAGCCAGAACCUCCAUCAGCAGAGAAUCUUGCAAUUUGGCGGAUGGGACGAUAGGAGUCUGCUGUCCCGUUGGAUCAGCUGCUGCUGCCUAUUUCACCGGAAGUUCCGGCGUCUGCGUCCCUAAUGUGCUUUGUGUGGAAUUUUUCGAGCAAAUCGCAGCCAGAACCUCCAUCAGCAGAGAAUCUUGCAAUUUGGCGGAUGGGACGAUAGGAGUCUGCUGUCCCGUUGGAUCAGCUGCUGCUGCCUUGAGGCCGCCGCCAAGACCGACGGAAGGAAAAGUUUUCGAUGUCAACCCGAGUUUGCAGGGCAUCGAGACCAGGCAGUUCAGCCGUUCCGACAUCAACACUGCAGUCACAUCAACAAGAGAUUCCUUGCAAACCAUUUUGGAGAUUGAAAAACGUUUGAAAGAGAAUGGCGAUUACUUACCCAAAGGCACUCCAGCUUUUUAUCAUCAGCAAUUCUUCCAAGUCAGCCCUGAGUCCCAUGAACUGGCUCGAUUGGCACUUGGUGGCAUCGAGGCCACGCGACAGAUUGCGAACAGUUUCGGCUUGGGGCCAUUGGAGGCUGGAUUCGGGCUCCAAAGAUUCACUCUGGAAGGCACUGACCUUUCUGACUUCUGUCCACCACCUCCAAAAUGCGAUAGAAAAUCAUUGACCUACAGAACAACCGACGGAAGUUGCAACAAUUUGGAUAAACCUUCGUGGGGCAAAUCUAACACUCCGAUGCAAAGACUCCUGCCACCAACUUACCAUGAUGGGAUCUGGGAGCCGAGGAAACUAUCUGCGAGCGGACAGCCGCUCAAGUCAGCCAGACUCGUCAGCGCUUCCACGAUCUUCGACGCUGAUAAGCCAGAUCACUUCUUCACCCAGUUCGUCACACAGUUCGGACAAUUUCUGGACCACGAUAUCACUCAUGCUGGGGUCUUCAAACUCGAUCCAGCGGAGAAUACGGGUAUCAUGUGCUGCAGAAAUGGCCAACCGAUCGUUCCAGCUCCACACCCUUCAUGUAUGCCGAUCGAGAUCCCAAACCAAGAUCGGUUCUACGCGAGAUACCGGCAGAAGUGCAUGGAGUUCGUUCGAGCUAUUCCAGCUCCGAGGCCGGGUUGCACCCUAGGGUGGGCAGAGCAGAUGAACGUGAACUCCCAUUACCUGGACGGGUCCGCCGUAUACGGCUCGCACGAAGAGGAAGCCCGUAAUUUACGUCUAUUCCGUAACGGACAACUUCAGGUCCUGAACACAGGUUCCCAUCACCUCCCCAUGCUCCCGCUGGCAGACAACGAAGGCGACGAUUGCACCAACAAAACCGCUGGCAUCCGCUGCUUCAAAGCAGGAGACGACCGAGUGAAUGAGCAAAUCGGCCUGACCCUCAUCCACCUUGUGUGGGUCCGCGAGCACAACAGGGUUGCCGGAGAGUUGCAGGCUCUCAAUCCGCAUUGGGACGACGAACGGUUGUUUCAGGAGAGCCGAAGAAUCGUGGUGGCCGAGUUGCAACACAUCGUCUACAACGAAUGGCUUCCGCUCAUUCUUGGACCCAGGUACAUGUUCAACUUCCGGCUUUUCCCGCAAAGAGAAGGAUUUUCCAGGGAGUACGACCCCAGCAUUGAUCCGUCAGUGACCAACGAGUUUGCUACAGCUGCCUUCCGGUUCGGACACACUCUUCUGCAGAGGACUUACCAAAAUGGCCAACCGAUCAUUCCGGCUCCACACCCUUCAUGUAUGCCGAUCGAGAUCCCAAACGAAGAUCGGUUCUACGCGAGAUACCGGCAGAAGUGCAUGGAGUUCGUUCGAGCUAUUCCCGCUCCGAGGCCGGGUUGCACCCUAGGAUGGGCAGAGCAGAUGAACGUGAACUCCCAUUACCUGGACGGGUCCGCCGUAUACGGCUCGCACGAAGAGGAAGCCCGUAAUUUACGUCUAUUCCGUAACGGACAACUUCAGGUCCUGAACACAGGUUCCCAUCACCUCCCCAUGCUCCCGCUGGCAGACAACGAAGGCGACGAUUGCACCAACAAAACCGCUGGCAUCCGCUGCUUCAAAGCAGGAGACGACCGAGUGAAUGAGCAAAUCGGCCUGACCCUCAUCCACCUUGUGUGGGUCCGCGAGCACAACAGGGUUGCCGGAGAGUUGCAGGCUCUCAAUCCGCAUUGGGACGACGAACGGUUGUUUCAGGAGAGCCGAAGAAUCGUGGUGGCCGAGUUGCAACACAUCGUCUACAACGAAUGGCUUCCGCUCAUUCUUGGACCCAGGUACAUGUUCAACUUCCGGCUUUUCCCGCAAAGAGAAGGAUUUUCCAGGGAGUACGACCCCAGCAUUGAUCCGUCAGUGACCAACGAGUUUGCUACAGCUGCCUUCCGGUUCGGACACACUCUUCUGCAGAGGACUUACCAGUGA